AUGGCUUAUCUCUCAGGAAGUGGCCACAUAACGGAUGGACAAGAGAAGUCAGUCGUUUGUACCGUGUCUUCAAAUUACAUGCUUUAUGCCUGGGAUGUGCAGGAGGUAGGUGAUUCUGAAGGUGACGUCUACACAUUAACAGUCCCUGGGUUAAGAAUUUCUCAAUUUAAUGCAUUCAAAUAUAAUGUUGAUGUUCUACACUACUCCCCUGCCGAAAAAUGGAUCUUUGCAUCUACACAUCAACAUCACUUGCCAAAGAGUCCUAUUUGCAUGGCAGUCAGUGAUGGAAAUAGGACUGUCUUUGAGAGUGGGCCAUACAUGUUCCUUUUCACCAUCAAUGGCCCCCUGCUGCAACAUGAGGAGCACCAGAGGACCACCAGCCACUUCUGGGUGGAGUCUCUCCAUGUCCUCACCACAUCCGUGGAUGAUCUGCAAGUGUGCGUGUGGGAAGAGGAAGGCCGUUAGCCAUACCUCAGGAGCUGCUGUCACCUGGAGCACAUAGGGAGGGGUCAAAUACCACGCUGCUAG
Molecule: messenger RNA, 528 nt
Organism: Equus quagga
Lineage: Eukaryota; Metazoa; Chordata; Mammalia; Perissodactyla; Equidae
Gene: FBXW12
Product: F-box and WD repeat domain containing 12
Source: RefSeq, a predicted model, not a curated record